This is a messenger RNA of Thrips palmi, 3810 nucleotides long. RefSeq names its product probable cytochrome P450 4aa1. The transcript is spliced from 3 exons. The record is from RefSeq and is a predicted model, not a curated record. NCBI's taxonomy places the organism in Eukaryota, Metazoa, Arthropoda, Insecta, Thysanoptera, Thripidae. Gene Ontology annotation, molecular function: monooxygenase activity; iron ion binding; heme binding. Bases 19 to 1551 code for a protein of 510 amino acids.
CGGACGCAGCGAGCAGACAUGUCGUUGUUGACCGCGGUGACGGGGGUGACGGCGCUGGCCGUGGUGGUGGGCGUCGUGGUGCUGCUGGCGCGCUACCUCAGGAGCUACCUGCACUUCCGGAAGCUGGAGCUGGCCAUCCCCGGGCCGCCCUCGCUGUUCCUGCUCGGCAACGCGCUCAGCUUCUGCGUCGUGACCCCCGACACGGUGAUGCGCACCUUGCUGGCCGUCAUCGGGGGCCGGAGGCAGAUCACCCGAUUCUCCCUCUUCAACAACCUGACGGUGUGGCUGCAGGACCCCGAGGAGGUCGAGGAGAUGGUGCGCUCCAAGAAGUUCGCCGACAAGCCCAGCUUCAUCUACAGCCUGCUGCACAUCAUCGCCAAGAAGGGCCUGAUCCAGCUGAACGGCGCCGAGUGGAAGGCACACCGUAAGUGGCUGCAGCCGGGCUUCAACGUCAACGUGCUGCACCGCUUCGUGGACAUCUUCAGCGAGGAGGGGAGGGCCUUCGUGGAGCGCGUGGAGGCCGACCGGGACGUGGACGUCAUCACGAACCUCAAGAAGGCCUCCGUGAGGAACUUCCUGCGCACCUCCAUGUCGUCGGACACCUCCGAGUACGAGGACGAGGCCAUGGACUGCUGCGCGUUUCUCGAACUCUUCCUCCGCUCCAUCAACAACCGCUCCUUCAACCCGAUCCUCUGGUCCGAUCGAGUGUUCGCUUGGACUCCGCUCGGGAAGAGAGUGCACAAGGACAAGCAGGUCAUCGACAAGCUUUGCAACAGGUUCAUAGAAAAGAAGCGGGCCGAAAUCGGAAGCUUCAAGAACGAUAGCGAUUUCGAGCAAGCGCGCAAGACGCUCAUGGACAUCAUGUUGGACCCCCCGACCGGGUCGCAAGAGCUCACGGAGGGCAACGCCAUCCUGGACGAGUUCAUCACGUUCUUCGGCGCCAACGUGGAGACGACCGUCUCGGCGCUCGGCUGGACGCUCAAGGUGCUGUCGCUGCUGCCCGACGUGCAGCAACGAGUGCACGCCGAACUGGACUCGGUGUUCGGGGACAGCGACAGAAGCGUCUCCGUCGAGGACCUGGCUGAGCUCCAGUACCUCAAUCGCGUGAUCAAGGAGGUGAUGCGCAUGUUCCCUGCCAUCCCCUUCAUCGGCCGGCAUUGCUACGAGGAGACCAAGCUGUGCGGCCACACCAUCCCGGCGGGCACCCCCGUCUUCAUCAGUAUCUACGGCGUGCACCGCGACCCCAGGCACUGGGACAGGCCCGAGCAGUUCGACCCGGACCGCUUCCUGCCCGAGCGCAGCAAGGACCGCCACCCCUGCGCCUACAUGCCCUUCAGCAUGGGGCCCAGGAAGUGCAUCGGGGACACGUACGCCGUGAUGAACAUGACCACCUUCCUCGCCACCGCGCUCAGGGACCUGGAGGUGCUGCCCGUCGGCGACCACAAGGACCUGCAGAGCCUCACCGACAACAUGACCUUCGACCUCUCGUCCCACCUCGUGGGCGGGACGCGAGUGAGGUUCCGCCGGAGGGGCGCCAAGGCUGCACACUGAAUGCUUGUGGAAUUAAAGUCCACACUGUGAAAAAUUUGAGUCGUCACUCGAUGACAAUUUCAGAGCUAAUUUUCCUUACAACAAUGUCAUCAAAACAGUUGAUGACAUUGUUGUCACGCCCGUGCAAUAAGUAUAGGAGCUUGUAUAGAAAUGUCAUCAAUUUGUGAUGAGAUUUUUAUCAUAUGAAAGUGAUGAAAGUAUCAUCCAGGUUUCAGUCGUAAAGUGACAACAAAUUUUAGCAGUGCAAAUUUCUGGGCACCUUUGUCGCCCAGUCUCGGGGUGCACAAGCCAUACAGCAACUGGCCCUCCCUUAUGGUAGAGCAUGCACAGGUGCCCAGUUCCUGGGCGAGCAAGGUGCCCAGAUUCUGGACACCUUGUUUUUCUGGAAACUUUCAGGUAAUAACCAGGCUGGUUAACCAGGAAACGUUCUUGCCGUGUGGGCCGUCCUUCGUACAAUAAUUGGGGUGAUUUAAUACAUUUCAAAGAACUUUUUGGGUAAUUUUGCCAGAUCCCGAUAUUGUUAUCACUUGUGUGAUUUCAGAGCUCUGUUCAUUCGAUAAAUAAAUAGGGUACUUUCGUAGAAUCCUGAACCGGAAGCAAGCAGACCAGCAGACGCCAAAUUGGCCGGAAACUAACCUCUCUUCGGAUCCAAAACUAUAGCCGAGCUUGACAAAUAUUGCUCGCGAAACACAUAUGCCCAUAUGAAAAAGAAAGGCUCCAAAAACAGCCCGAGCGGGGGCUAUGUCCGAAAACGGUUCCACCGGACUGGUCCGGCUGACAUCCAGAAUGUUAGAAAUCCGGCAAGGUUUCGGGUGUUGUCCGACGACUAGAUUCGGACUCUUUUCGGACUAACCCGAAGCAAGGCCGGCGAGCAGGGCGGGCUGCUCCCCGCCGCCCCCCACCCUUCCCCUCCCUCCCGAAACCCCUCUCCUCCCUUCGGAAUCCCCUCCCCUCCCUCUGCAAGUGCAGUGCAGGCAACACUGCAAAGCCGGUGCACUUGGCAAGCCGUUUUGAAUGUUGAAAAUUGGCAAGCCUGGACCUGAAAUACUUCCGAGUUCGCUAAAUUUGGGCAUUGCUGGCGGCCGAAGCGCUAAGUUUGGGCAAACUGGAAGAUUUCAGGUCAGGGCUUGCCAAUGUUUAGCAUUCAAAACGGCGUGCCACUUUUGUGGCAGGCAAACUUGGCACCGGAUUUGAACUUACGAUAGUAAUCAAGUAGUUGAUAUGUAGGAUAAAAAUAAUUUCCGAUGGAAAGCACUUUGGGGACGAGAGUGCACGGGGAAAGGCGAAUUAAAUGAUACACCUCUCGCCCUCGCACCGCCCGUCCCUUUAGUGUUGGGAGAUGCACACAGAACAGCAAGCGUAGAGUCACUAGCGUCCUAAACGGUCAUCAGCCAAAAAAAUUUUCUAACUAAAACACACUUCUUUCCGUCCAACUGGCUCGUUCCCAGCACAAGGCUGCGCAAGGCUGCAGCGCGCGGAGGCGACAUGGCUUCAGCGCGCCGAGCGAGUGGACUCUGACGCAGGCAAACGCGAUGCGUGCACCUUGGAGGGCAGCUGGAGACUGACGUUUUGCGUGCCGAGGCGGCCAAAACUUUCCGAGUUGCCGAAGGAUUAAGGCUCCCCUCCUGGCCGAACCAAUCAGAGAGCGCCUCCGACCGGCCCGGGCCAGCAGGCUUUUCCGCGCCUGCACCGGCAGGGACAGUCCACCACACUCGGCUCGCUGCCGAUCGGUCUGCCGGACAAGUCGCUUUCGGGACUAGGGUCUACGGGCUCCGUACGGGCUAGUCCGAUGGAAGCAUCAUCUGAUCGGGCAUCCAUCGGGCAGUCCCAGUCCCGACGCGGGCUCGUGGCGGACAGUCCGACCUGGUCUCGGGCGCUCUAUGGAACAGUCCGAGGGUGUUCGGACUGAUUCGGACCGAUUUCGACCAGGUUUCGGAACAUUUCGCUUUUAUGUGGGUGCACUGCAAACAAGUAUCAAACAACUGUUUAUGUUCAAGUGAGCCGAUACGUUUGACAAACGUCUCUUUCCCAUGUCAAGUUUGGAUCUACUUCCGCCAACAUGGCGUCUGUGUGCUUCCGGUUCAGGGAUCUACGAAAGUACCCUAUUUAACGUACCUGCACUGUACACCUUUUGAUAACAUUCGAACCUGCCUGCAUCUUAAUAUGAGUUCGUAUGUUGUGCACUCUCAACUGUACUUUGAUUCCUCACUCUGCUGGAGUGUGGUUGUAUUUCUAGACAAUACAUCGGAACUUUGCCAA